UAAUACGCUACGAUCCGACGAGCGAGCGCGUUGGCGGUGAAACCAUGGAAGCUUACUUGACCUGACCAGAGUAGACGCGCUGAAUCUGAAUCUCACUCCAAUCCUCUCCAUAAACGCCGCGAUUCUCUGCAUCAGUAGCAUUUCCGACGUUUCAGCACCGGUUUGUUCAACAAUUGCACCCUCAAUCGCUGUCGGUUCUGCUUCGCUACAGUUGCAGCGUUAGGUGAAAACUAAAAACUAUCGGUGAAUUUCCGAAGCUGCAUUGAUCGGGAAGAGGAGCGGCGGCGGAUGCUGAAAUCGAAGUCCCGAAGGUAGUGAUCCGAUCUGUUUCGAUUCGUUUGUUUCUACUUUUUUUAAAAUUUUUGGUUUUCGAGCGAUCGAUGGGGUCGGAAGGCACGUUUUCCGCUCAAAAGCGAGCGAACGCGCUUCCGACGACGCGCGGACGCGGAACCGCCGGCGGCGGCGGCGGCGGCGUUCAACUUCCUCGAGGGCGGCAGCAGAUCCACAAAACCCUAAACAACAUUAAGAUCACGAUCCUCUGUGGCUUCGUCACUAUUCUCGUUCUCCGAGGCACGAUCGGACUCGGCGGUCUCAUUUCCACCGAAGCCGAGGCCGAGAAUCAGCAUCUCAUCGAAGAAACAAAUCGGAUCCUCGCCGAGAUCCGCUCCGACAAGGAUCCGACGGAUCCGGAUGAUCCGACGGAGGAGUUUUUCAACCCUAACAUGACCUUCUCGUUAGGACCUAAGAUCACAACCUGGAACGAAGACAGAAAGGCAUGGCUGGAGAAGAAUCCCCAAUUUCCCCAAUCUGUUAAUGGAAUCCCUAGAAUUUUGCUAGUGACUGGCUCCCCACCUAACCCCUGUGAUAAUGCAAUUGGGGAUCAUUACUUGCUGAAAGCAGUGAAGAACAAGAUCGACUACUGCAGAAUUCAUGGAAUUGAGAUUAUCUACAACAUGGCACAUUUGGACAAGGAGAUGGCUGGAUAUUGGGCGAAGCUUCCUUUGAUUCGACGCCUGAUGCUGUCGCAUCCGGAACUCGAGUGGAUAUGGUGGAUGGACAGUGAUGCAUUGUUUACAGAUAUGGUGUUCGAGCUUCCGGUGAUGAAGUACAAGGAUUAUAACAUGGUUAUCCAUGGUUAUCCCGACUUGUUGUUUGAUCAGCGUUCAUGGAUCGCGCUGAAUACCGGUAGCUUCUUGAUAAGGAAUUGCCAGUGGUCGUUGGAUUUGUUGGAUGCGUGGGCGCCAAUGGGGCCUAAAGGUCCGGUUCGCGAGGAAGCAGGGAAGGUCUUGACGGCGAAUUUGAAGGGGCGGCCAGCAUUCGAGGCGGAUGAUCAGUCAGCAUUAAUUUACAUGCUGAUUACAGAGAAGGAUAAGUGGAUGGACAAGGUUUUUGUGGAGAAUUCGUUUUAUUUGCACGGAUUUUGGGAGGGUCUUGUGGAUCGGUAUGAGGAGAUGAUUGAAAAGUACCAUCCGGGGUUGGGGGAUGAGCGGUGGCCGUUUGUGACGCAUUUUGUGGGUUGUAAGCCUUGUGGGAGUUACGGGGAUUACCCGGUUGAGAGAUGUUUGAAGAGUAUGGAGAGGGCUUUUAACUUUGCCGACAACCAGGUUCUGAAUUUGUAUGGUUUUAGGCACAGGGGAUUGGUGAGCCCGAAUAUUAAGAGGAUUCGUAAUGAGACUGUUACGCCAUUGGUGUACGUAGAUCAGUUUGAUAUUCGGCAUUUGGCUGAUCAUAGCAGCGGGUCAAAGGUGUAGCCAAUGUGUCGUAUAUGUCACAACGACCCCUAUUUGUAGUGUGUGUGAUUUCGCGACGCGGAGAAACCAAAGAAACUUUGAAUUCAGCAGUGUUAUAGAGAGGGGGAAAGAAACCAAAAAAGGUUCUUGGUAAUUUCUUGUUGUACGUUAUCUUCUUUAUUGUCAUUUUUGUCAAUACCAGCAAGCAAGCAAACAAAAAAAUUCCUAAUUUAUUCUUCAAGGGUGUUACACUCAUAUAUGAUAUAUAUAUAUAUAUAGUCUCUACUUGUAGACUACAUUUUAGGGCAAGUAUAGUAUUAUUUAUUUAUUUAUUUA
This is a messenger RNA of Andrographis paniculata, 2066 nucleotides long. Its product is annotated as probable xyloglucan 6-xylosyltransferase 5. Gene Ontology annotation, cellular component: endosome; trans-Golgi network; membrane. Gene Ontology annotation, molecular function: hexosyltransferase activity. The record is from RefSeq and is a predicted model, not a curated record. Lineage: Eukaryota; Viridiplantae; Streptophyta; Magnoliopsida; Lamiales; Acanthaceae. The transcript has 2 exons. Gene Ontology annotation, biological process: xyloglucan biosynthetic process. The coding region runs from base 381 to 1751 and encodes 456 amino acids.